AGGCGGCCGAAGACCCGGCGGCAGGUGCCUGCCCCCGCUGCGAUACCUCUCUCUCCCCCCAGCUCCACCCACUUUGGCCCGGACCCAGCCUCCAAGGGCUAAAAAUAUUGCCCGGAGGCUCCUGAGCAGAGUCAGAUCGCGCUAAGUAGGGCACGACGCGCGCAGAGGCGACAGAGCUCCUCGGCUCCAGGGCCCGAGGAAUACUGGAGCGGCGGCUCCCUCCCGUGCUCGGCCCAGCAGCUAGCGGCCUCCCUCCACCGAGCAGGUCUGUGUGGAGGCCAGUAUGAAGCUGAAAAAGCAGGUGACAGUGUGUGGGGCUGCUAUCUUCUGUGUGGCUGUCUUCUCGCUCUAUCUCAUGCUGGACCGAGUGCAGCAUGAUCCUACCCGACACCAGAAUGGUGGGAACUUCCCCCGGAGCCAAAUUUCUGUGCUGCAGAACCGCAUUGAGCAGCUGGAGCAGCUGUUGGAGGAGAACCAUGAGAUCAUCAGCCACAUCAAGGACUCUGUGCUGGAGCUGACAGCCAAUGCAGAGGGCCCGCCCGCCCUGCUGCCCUACUACACGGCCAAUGGCUCCUGGGUGGUGCCACCAGAACCCCGGCCCAGCUUCUUCUCCAUCUCUCCUCAAGACUGCCAGUUUGCUUUGGGGGGCCGGGGCCAGAAGCCAGAGCUGCAGAUGCUGACUGUAUCGGAGGAGUUGCCGUUUGACAAUGUGGACGGUGGUGUGUGGAAGCAAGGCUUUGACAUCUCCUACAGCCCACACGACUGGGAUGCUGAAGAUCUGCAGGUGUUUGUGGUGCCCCACUCUCACAAUGACCCAGGCUGGAUCAAGACCUUUGACAAGUACUACACAGAGCAGACCCAGCACAUCCUCAACAGCAUGGUGUCCAAACUGCAGGAGGACCCCCGGCGGCGCUUUCUCUGGGCGGAAGUCUCCUUCUUUGCCAAGUGGUGGGACAACAUCAAUGCCCAAAAGAGAGCAACAGUCCGAAGGCUGGUGGGAAACGGGCAGCUGGAGAUUGCGACGGGAGGCUGGGUAAUGCCGGAUGAGGCCAACUCCCAUUACUUUGCACUGAUUGACCAGCUCAUCGAGGGACACCAGUGGCUGGAGAGAAACCUCGGUGCAGCCCCACGCUCUGGCUGGGCGGUAGACCCCUUUGGACACAGCCCCACCAUGCCUUACCUGCUGCGCCGUGCCAACCUGACCAGCAUGCUGAUUCAGAGGGUGCAUUAUGCCAUCAAGAAGCACUUUGCUGCCACGCACAGCCUGGAGUUCAUGUGGAGGCAGACUUGGGACUCAGACUCCAGCACAGACAUCUUCUGCCACAUGAUGCCCUUCUACAGCUAUGACGUCCCCCAUACCUGUGGCCCGGAUCCCAAGAUCUGCUGCCAGUUUGAUUUCAAACGUCUGCCUGGUGGGCGCAUCAACUGCCCGUGGAAGGUGCCGCCCCGGGCCAUCACAGAGGCCAAUGUGGCUGAGAGAGCAGCCCUGCUCCUGGACCAGUACCGGAAGAAGUCCCGGCUGUUCCGAAGCAACGUCCUCCUGGUGCCACUUGGCGAUGACUUCCGAUAUGACAAGCCCCAGGAGUGGGAUGCCCAGUUCUUCAACUACCAGCGGCUCUUUGACUUCCUGAACAGCAAGCCUGACCUCCAUGUGCAGGCCCAGUUUGGCACCCUCUCUGACUAUUUUGACGCUCUGUACAAGAGGACAGGGGUGGAGCCGGGGGCCCGGCCUCCAGGGUUUCCUGUGCUGAGUGGGGACUUCUUCUCCUACGCGGACCGAGAGGACCAUUACUGGACGGGCUAUUACACUUCCCGGCCAUUCUACAAGAACUUGGACCGUGUCUUGGAAGCCCAUCUGCGGGGGGCAGAGAUUCUGUAUAGCCUGGCUGUCACUCACGCUCGCCGCUCUGGACUGGCUAGCCAGUACCCGCUCUCAAACUUUGCCCUUCUGACGGAAGCUCGGCGCACACUGGGGCUCUUCCAGCACCACGAUGCCAUCACUGGCACUGCCAAGGAGGCAGUUGUGGUGGACUAUGGGGUCAGGCUUCUGCGCUCCCUUGUCAACCUGAAGCAAGUCAUCAUUAAUGCAGCUCACUAUCUGGUGCUGGGGGACAAGGAGACCUACCGCUUUGACCCUGAGGCGCCCUUCCUCCAAAUGGAUGACACCCGCUUAAAUCACGAUGCCCUGCCAGAGCGCACAGUGAUCCAGCUGGAUUCCUCACCCAGGUAUGUGGUGCUGUUCAACCCGCUGGAACAGGAGCGGCUCAGCUUGGUAUCCCUGCUGGUCAGCUCACCCCGGGUGCGUGUCCUUUCGGAGGAGGGUCAGCCCCUGGCUGUGCAGAUCAGCGCACACUGGAGCUCUGCCACUGACAUGGUCCCCGACGUCUGCCAGGUGUCUUUGCCUGUCCGCCUGCCGGCCCUGGGCCUCGGCGUGUUGCAGCUGCAGCUGGGCCUGGAUGGGCACCGCACCCUGCCCUCCUCCGUGCGUGUCUACCUGCAUGGCCGGCAGCUGUCUGUCAGCAGGCACGAAGCGUUCCCUCUACGCGUCAUUGACUCGGGUACCAGCGACUUCGCCCUCAGCAACCGCUACAUGCAGGUCUGGUUCUCAGGCCUUACUGGGCUCCUCAAGAGCAUCCGAAGGGUGGACGAGGAGCAGGAGCAGCGGGUGGACGUGGAGUUCCUCAUCUAUGGCACCCGCACGUCCAAAGACAAGAGUGGAGCCUACCUCUUCCUGCCUGACGGCGAGGCCCAGCCCUAUGUCCCCAAGGAUCCUCCCGUGCUGCGUGUCACCGAAGGCCCUUUCUUCUCAGAAGUGGUUGCGUACUACGAGCACGUUCACCAGAUGGUCCGGCUCUAUAAUCUGCCAGGGGUGGAGGGGCUGUCUCUGGACGUGUCAUCCCUGGUGGACAUCCGGGACUACGUCAACAAGGAGCUGGCCCUGCGCAUCCACACAGACAUUGUCAGCCAGGGCACCUUCUUCACGGACCUCAAUGGCUUUCAGGUGCAGUCCCGGCGGUAUCUAAAGAAGCUGCCCCUGCAGGCCAACUUCUACCCCAUGCCAGUCAUGGCCUACAUCCAGGACGCACAGAACCGCCUCACGCUGCAUACUGCCCAGGCCCUGGGUGUCUCCAGCCUCCAUGAUGGCCAGCUGGAGGUGAUCUUGGACCGGCGGCUAAUGCAGGAUGACAACCGGGGCCUCGGCCAAGGUCUCAAGGACAACAAGAGAACUCACAACCGUUUCCGCCUCCUGUUGGAACGGCGAACCCUGAGCAGUGAGCCUGGCUUUUUCUCCAAACUGGCAGCCAUGUUGAGGGGCUUGAUCUUUCACAGCAGCGGGAGCAAUAACCGGGAGGUCCAAGAUGGCCGCUCCACCAGCUACCCGUCCCUCCUCAGCCACUUGACCUCCAUGUACCUGAAUACUCCAGCGCUUGCCAUGCCUGUAGCCAAGAGGCAGCUCCCAGCCGCUGGCCUGCGCUCAUUUCACCCUCUGGCUUCCUCACUGCCAUGUGACUUCCAUCUGCUCAACCUGCGGACACUCCAGGCCGAGGAGGAUGCCUUGCCCUCGGCAGAAACUGCACUGAUCUUACACCGCAAGGGUUUUGACUGUGGCCUUGAGGCCAAGAACUUGGGCUUCAACUGUACCACAAGCCAAGGCAAGGUGGCCCUGGGGAGCCUUUUCCAUGGCCUGGAUGUGGGUUUCCUGCAGCCAACCUCCUUGACAUUACUAUACCCUCUGGCGUCACCCUCCAACAGCACUGACGUCUAUUUGGAGCCCAUGGAGAUUGCCACCUUUCGCCUCCGCUUGGGCUAGGGCUUCUUGUGGCCUGAAGAGUGCAUUCAUCCACAGAGACUGCCUCUUAACGUAAGGUCGGGCUGGACAAGCCGCACUGGGUAUCCCAUCCCGAUCUACCUCUCAGAACUGUGACAGACUGGGCUCUGCCCUCAUUUUCUCUUUAUUGUUGCUUCUGUGUUUGGGGGCAACCCACAAGCCCAGUGCUGGGUGAUGGGGCAGAUGCUAGUGAGAUCAAGGAGAGAAGCUCUUGUCAGCGGGGGCGGUGCCAGCCUCCGCUUUGGGUUGUGAGUGGCCGCCCAUUUGGGCACAGGCUCAAGCACCCAUCCUUUUCCCAAAAUGGGAUGGAGGGGAAGCAGGGCAGAAGAGGUAAGGGAGGCUGAGUGGGUCAGGGUCGCUGCAGGUGAGAGCAGGCGCUAGGGGAAUCCUGUGGGUAUGUAGGUACUGCAUGUCCUGGUGUGACGAGCAGGAGCAGACUGACGGCUGGGAGGAGGGAAUGGGACCCAGAGUGAGCAGUGGGGUGGAGGAGUAGAAGGAAUUGCUGCUUUCUGUGAUGGCUGCACUCUAAGUGCUCCCUGGCCUGCACGCCCUGACGAGGGAUUGCAGUGUGGCAGGAAGGACUCACUUGAGACUGUGUCAUGGCCAGAGGUCAUAGGACACUUCAGGUACCAAAACCCCCACCUCACACUGGGCAUUUGGUCUGUGUGCUGAUUUGUGGGAUGAUGGCAGGGGCGGGGGGUCCUGCACCCUACCCGACUCCUCUUGGGUUCCUGUACUCUGUAUACCACUGUCCCCGGGAGCUCCUUCCUAUCCUGGGGGCCUUUGGUCUGGAAAACUUCCUUCCCCUGGAAAGAAAGUGAAGCCUGCAAGACCCCUUGUGCACGGGAAACUUGAGAGAGCUGCCGGCACCAUCCCUACAGUCAGGCCAUGAAGCUUCAUCUUUGGUACAUCCUUCUCCGGAAGUAUUCAUUUCCUGGCACAGGGAGCACGGCUAUGGAGAGUAAAUUGGGAGGCAGUAUAGCUGCUCAUCAGCUUUCAUUUCAGCUUCGAUUAAUAGAGAAGAAUUUAUGAUAGUCUCUAUAGACGCUGAAGCAAUAUUUGGUAAAAUUUAAAAUCUAGCCCUUAUUAAACCUCUUAGUAAGUUAAGAUUAGAAGGAAACAUGCUAAUCCAAACGUCUCUAUCAGAAACCAACAGUUAAUGGCAUUCUAAAGAGUCAGACACCACAGGCAUUAAAGUCAGAAGCUAGCCAAGCAAAGGCUAUUAUUUAGUGAUGUCCUGGCACCACUAACCCUUGAAGUACGGCAGAUGAGGGAGAUGAGGAAGAGUAGACAACGGAAUGGCCGACCUAUCAUAUCUAAGAGAAUCAACUGAGGACCUAUUAAGAACAUUCUGUGUGUCGACCCAAAUGAUACCUAUCAUGUUCCUGUAAAGAUUUUGGUUAUCCCCAAAUCAGCCCAUGAAUUCAAUGUAAUUCCAGUGAGAUUGGAUACUUUUUGGAAUCUGACAGGUUCUAAAGUUCAUUUGGAAGAGUAAAUGUGUGAGACUA
Diceros bicornis minor is the source of this 5337-nucleotide messenger RNA. RefSeq names its product mannosidase alpha class 2A member 2 (gene MAN2A2). Gene Ontology annotation, biological process: protein deglycosylation; mannose metabolic process; N-glycan processing. Gene Ontology annotation, molecular function: alpha-mannosidase activity; carbohydrate binding. The record is from RefSeq and is a predicted model, not a curated record. The transcript is spliced from 25 exons. Gene Ontology annotation, cellular component: Golgi membrane. NCBI's taxonomy places the organism in Eukaryota, Metazoa, Chordata, Mammalia, Perissodactyla, Rhinocerotidae. The coding region runs from base 284 to 3811 and encodes 1175 amino acids.